GGAGUUUUAUCCUCGUCCGGGCGUGCGCGAUAAGGCGUUGGGCGUGCGACUAGGAGAGAGACCACUCGUGACAUAAUAGCUCCGUUAUUUCCCUCGUGUAGAGAUUUAGUCCACACGCACGGCGGCAAGUGAGGGGACGACUGUGUGCGUAUGCGCGCGCGCGCAUGUAUAAUAUCUGUGUUGGAUGUGUAUGCGUGCCUGUGUGUGUGCGCGCGCGCGCCUCUGUGUGUGUGUGUGUGCGCUCUCGCGACGGAGAAUGUGCGGAAGCCCAGCUGUUCGCAGCCCUUGCGACUUGGCCGAUGCGCAAGAGUCGGAUAUCGUCGCGUUACUCGCCACUGUGGGCACGCACGCAUCGCACCGCUCGAGUCGCGCAUAAUUGAAUCGCCCGGUUGAUCGGAACGGCGCGGUCCUGCGUGUCGACUCGAGCCGCGGGUCUCCGAUCCCGUACGGCGCACGGUCGCGAUUGCUUCGUCCACGACGCGCGGCCAGGAUCCGUCCUAACCUUAAAGUAUCGGGAGUGUAACCGUGCCCACGGAUCAUCGGAUCGCUUUCGUGCACGCGCGAGAACGUACGACGGGGACGGGCCGCGGGGCUAUCGAGCGCGCGACGCUUUCGUCUUUUCGAUUUCCUCAUCUCGAUCGUGUCUCGGAGUGAGGAAGCCCGGGAGCGCGAGAUGUUUACGAGGCUAGUUCUGAAUUAAUCAGCCGCGUACGCUCGAGUGGCGAGCGAGGAUCAAUGAACGAUGCCAGCGCGUUGCACUUCCCUACGAAAAAUGUCCCGUGAAAUUAUUAGUCUACGUGGCGGAGAAUCGAUUAGUAUGAAAUUGUUCAUUUUAGAAAGCAUUCAGAGCAGUUCUCGGAUAAGUACAAACAGAACGUUGGUACGGAGGAAGGGAAGACAGUUUCUUUGAUUCUUUCUGGCGAAAAAAAAAAAAUAAUGCCGAGCAUCGACAUGGUGUUUGUGCGCAGAGGGUUCGUGCGAGAGAGGACGAUGAUUCGAUCGGGAGAAACGUAAGAAUCACCGCAGUCACUCUGGCGCGUCGUGGCGAAUUGGGUCAAAGGCCUGGAUCCUCACCCUGUUCCUUCUCGUCUUCAUCUAUGAAACGGCCGCAAAAGAUGCCGGGUUCAUCGACGCAAGACAGACCCCGUGCUCAUCGGCUUACGGACAUCGAGCCUCAGGGCUCAGCAUGUAAUCGGGCAGACGAUUUCAGCACACCUGUUAGUUCCGGUAGCAACAUGGGUAGUAUCGCGCGCUUUCCGAAACUCGAUGAGUGUGCUCAUUUUCACUACGAGCACGUUGAACUGGGUACUCUAGAGGUAUCAAUGAACGAAGAUUCCAACGAUUCGGAGAGCUACGCAGUUCGCAUAACGUCCGGAGACGCGUGCUGGACACUGCAGAGAUCCUACGACAACUUCGUCAUGUUCGACAAGCAGUUGCAUCGCUGUAUAUUCGAUCGAAAGUUCUCCUCCCUGAUGAAACUUCCAGACAUUCAGCCGAAAAACGCUCGUGACGUACUGAAGGAUUAUCUGAACCGAUUCUCGCAAUUAAAUCACGAGGGUUUAAACUGCGGCCCGGUGCUGAAUUGGUUGCAACUCGAUAACAGAGGUAGAAGGAUUUUGGUCCCGGAAUCGGAUUCCUGCCCGAUAAACACCCCAGCCGUUGCCGCGGCGUAUGCAGUGAGGCCUUACACCGCGCAGGCGCAAGAUGAGAUCUCCUUUCAGGUAGGCGACAUGAUAUCCGUCAUAGACAUGCCCCCUUCGGGCGAAAGCACGUGGUGGCGUGGAAAGCACGGAUUCGCAGUUGGCUUCUUCCCGGCGGAAUGCGUCGCUGUGAUUGGAGACAAAGUACCACGGCAUCUGACGGUUUCGACAACAGUCAGGUCGAGAUUGCCGGUGAAACCCGUGCUCCGGAAGCACGGCAAGCUAAUAGCCUUCUUUAGGUCUUUCAUACUGAACCGGCCGUCUAGGAGGAGACUGAAGCAGUCGGGCAUACUGCGGGAGCGCGUGUUCGGUUGCGACUUGGGAGAACACCUGCUGAACUCGGGUCAAGAUGUACCCAUAGUCCUGACGUGUUGCGCGGAAUUUAUCGAAAAACAUGGUCUAGUCGACGGUAUAUAUCGCCUUAGCGGCGUGACAUCCAACAUCCAGAAAUUACGAAACGCCUUUGACGAGGAUCGAGUACCAGCGUUGCAUUCCGAUGAGAGUAUCCUGCAGGACAUUCACUCCGUGGCGUCUUUACUGAAGAUGUACUUUAGGGAAUUGCCGAAUCCGUUGUGCACGUAUCAGCUUUACUCCACCUUCGUCAAUGCGGUUCAAGCCAGCAGCGACGCCGAGAGAUUGAGACGCAUGAGAGACGCAGUUAGAAAGCUACCACCGCCUCAUUACAGGACACUGGAGUACCUGAUGCGUCACCUAGUAAGGGUAGCUGCACGUGGCACGGAAACUGGCAUGACUCCGCGGAACGUAGCCAUAGUUUGGGCCCCAAAUCUCUUGAGAUGUAAGGAACUGGAAGUAGGCGGUGUGGCAGCUCUUCAGGGUGUCGGCGUGCAAGCGGUUGUGACGGAAUUUUUGGUCUGUUAUGCGGAACUUAUAUUUGGGGACGGUCCUGUUGGUAGACCGAAGUCUCUGGCGAUUACCACGUCUGCGCGACUGCUCACCUUGGAGGAGGCGCGCAACAGGAGCCUCAGAGGUGAACCCGAUUACAUAGAAGUAGGGGCUGGUCCGGCUGGUUUGCCGUUGCGUUAUCACACGGUCAUCGAGCUACCGCGCAAGAGAAACGGAUCGAAGCGAUCGCCCUCGCUGAACUGGCGGGCGAUAUUCGGCAGAGGCGCCAUAGGGAAAGCGAGGCAGAUCGGCACGCCACCUCAAGCGGAAACGGUGCCGAGUUCCUUGAAUUCCUUGCGGCGAUUAAGACCUGUCAAAAGUGCCGACAGUCUGGACGGCGAGGAUAGCUUGGGCCCCCUUUUGGGCGGCCCACCACCUACCAGAACUUGCGGUCACAGCCGGUCUGUCUCGCACGACUCGUACUUCGAUCAUCUAGCCGACGCGCCUAAUGUAUCCUCGCCGCUGGAUCUCUCGGAGAUACAAUUGAAUUUCGACCUGGAGGAGCGAGAGAUGAGAAUGCUCUCGGAAGAGGAGGGUGGCGGUGUGGCAUCUGUGGAGGCGUCGCCGCGCCGACAGAGAACCGAGGCGAGUCAGUGCACCGCCACUAGCGGCGGUUCCAAGAGAAAACGGUCACGCUUAGAGGAGAGAUUGCAGUGUGACGUCGAGUUGCGUUUCAUAGACAGCCAAAGUCCUGAUCAGGUAAUGGUAGCAACGAGCGCGGACAUUCACAGUGUCGACACACCAUCUCCACUACCAACACCCGGCUACCUGCCGUUGCUGUCGGAAGCCUCAACGCCAUUGACCCCGGCGGUGUUACAGGGUGCGUCUCCAUCGCCAAUGUCGGCCAACAGUCCCAGGAUAAGUUUCCGAAGUUUCACUUUGCCACUCGAGAUCGGUGACGAGCGUGAUAGGAGCAGCAGCGCGAACAAGUUGAAGGAAACCAGCGUGUCGUCUUCCGAGAAGUCAUCGGACCCUAAUCAUAGAUUAUCAAUAAAUCUAGUAGAGCCGGAUAGGAAAUUAGAGUCGUGCGAGAGGAUUAGGAGUUACGACGCGGAGUUGCGUGGUAAAACUGCGAUCACGUCGCUUGCCGGGACUGCAAAUUCGUCUACCACUCGGUCUACUUUGGUCGCUUCAAUUUUCGACACGGAGAUGACGCCGUGUAACAGGUUGUCGUCUUCGUGCGGGGAGAUUGGAACCGGCGGAGUUGCCGCGUCUCGCAAGGUCGCGACGGACAGACUAAGUUCGCAGUCGGUGAAGAUCUCGUCCGAAUCGUACGAUAAAAAGGGAGAUGCGGGCGACGUGAAAGGGAGGUGCGAUAAAUCUACCACCGAUUCGAUACCGAACGACGUGAUCGCCGCGGUCGAGCUGCCGAGGUUGCCGUCAUCCAAUGCGACUGAUCUCGACUCGCCAAUGUCGUGCGAGCAAACCCUGCAAGAACUGCGGGAGUCUGGAUUCGUCAUUUGUGAUAGCUCGGACAUGAAGGUGUUCAGCAAUGCGGAAAAUCAGCGCGCGACCAGCAACGCCAACGACGCCGGUGAAUGGGUAAUUAUCGGGGAUACGACCGGUUCACUCGCAACGCCGAUUAGCGAAUCGACCAGUCCUAACGAUUCCUUCUUGGACAGCGGCGCGAAUCCAGUGACGUCGGAGAACGUGUCCGGAGCGUCGUUAGAGCGUACGCUGAUCUCGACCGCGGAUACGUUUCGCAUGGGAGUUGAUAACAGCGUGACGGAAAACCGCAUACUGGCACAGGAAAGCGAAGAGAUGGUGUUCGACCUUACGGACACGAAGGAGUACGUGAACCGAGAGGAGACUAAUCCGCAAACGAGUUUCAGUCUAAUGAACAAAGGCAAUCUCGUUAACGAUGAUUCCCGUUCUCGUCUGCACGACCGCGAGAAUGGCAAUCGAUACUCGUGCGACGCGACUGAUGUUAAUUUGAGCGAGGAGUCCAACGUGAGGGAUCAGCGACAGGUUCGCGCGUGUUACAUCGAGGUGGACAACGCGAAUGUAUUUGGCACGAAUCAGAACGAGGCGCGUGAGGAGCGAGAGAUGUUCAGAGAAACGGAGACCUUCGAGAACUAUCACCAUUUGUCGAGGGAUACAGGCGCGCGGCAGCAAGGUGCGUCACGUCCUUUGCAAAUCACGAACCACCCGAGAUUCGCCGGUAAAUCCGCGGAGGAUCAAGAAACAACGAACGUACCCAUGAAGCAAGACAGCUGCGACAAUGACCGUUCAAGCGGACUGUCGAAGAAGUGCCAAAGUUUCGUAUUCGGAAAUAAUUCUCAGAAACAGCAGGUCAAUGCGCAGCAGCGUAAAUGCGCUUCCAAACGCGGCGAUGAGAGCCAGAAGUGCGUGAAUUUACAAACCGCUCAAAUACGGGGCAACAUCGACGUGAGAAUUCCGUCGGAGAACGCAGCGGAACCAUGCGAGGUCGCGCACGCUCCGGAAGGAGCGUCCGAGCUGAUGGAACGAACGCUAGCUGUGGCGUCAGACGCAUUCGCGAACGCUCCUGUGCAGUCGACUGUUGACGACGCGGUGGUGCUGCGAGACACCGCGGCCAUCCUGCAGGAGCUGGCUCUGCAGAGAUUAUCCGGAGGCGCUGUGGGAGAUGCGGCCGCGUCCGCGAGGAGAAAGUACGAGGGCGAGACAAUCAGGGAUCGGAGGAACUUUGACUCGGAGAUUGGCAGAGAGAUCGUCCGGGAGAGGAAAUUGAGGCAGGAAUUGGACUGCGUGAGGAGCAAGAGCGACGAAGCGUCGCAACACUUGCCGCCUUGCUUGCGGGCGCGUCACGCGAGAGCGACUCGAGCGGCGCUGAGCCGAUCUUUGGACGAGGCCAAGUUCAAUCGGAUGACGGGUGAAAUGCCGUCGUUAUCGAUAAAACAAGCGUCCGACGACGCGCAGCACUGCUCCACGCCCAACGUCGGCGGCAGCAGCUCGAGCGCUUCCGAGAAGAUUCAGUUGAAGACUCUCGGUGGCCUGGACUUGGGUGAUCCGCAAUGUCGAGAGAGAAUCGAAAAGUACAAAGAGGAGAGGAGGACAUUUCUCAGAGACAAGUAUCGAUCGGAAAGUUUCCGCGGGAUUUCAUCGAAAACGGAAGAUGACGGUGAGCAGGCGUUACUAACCAGGUUGAAGCAGAGAGCUUCAAGACCCUCUCUUCAUUAAUCAAGUUUUCGUCUUCUUGAAAUUCGCUUUAAUUAGUAGUAGAAAUAAGCUCAGGAGAGAGCAUAGUUGAUCGGCAAUGUAAUAGCCAGCAUUGGUUUCCAAUGUAAAAUAGCUGCGGAUUGAAAUGGCGGUAGGAGUUGAUUCAGCCAAAUUUUACGACGUCUUAACGACGUCGCGUGUCCUCCACCCUCGAUACAAUGAAUCUAGCAAUCUAAUCGGAAUGGCGUCUGAAUAAAUUCGCCAUCCUAAAUCGCCUAACUUGUAUAAUUCGUUGAAUAUUUUACAUCGAACUUUUAUCACUCGAAUGUAAUGCUGACUUCUGCUUAUUUAUACUACUUGCGAGCGAGCAUUGUUGCUUACGUUCAUGACGAUAUUCAUGUAAUUCUGCUUUAAACGCCUUUAAUCGAUUCACUAAAUCGCUUUCACUCGAAUCUCAUUAAAUGCCGUAAAGUAACUCGAAUCGCGAAUAAUAUUGAGACUAGAAUGUGGCGAGGUCGACGAUGAAGUAUACUUCGAGUCGCGACUCGAUCUUCGUCGCGCGAUCAUUAUUAGCGGAAUUGUAGGAGUGCUUGUGAAGCUCGUUAUUAAUUUAUUAAUAACUCAAAGAGAGAAAUAUUAACUUUUAUUAUUGUUAUAAGCUUUAAUAACAAAUCUUUGUAAUUAUUUCUAUUAUUAUUAUUAAUGUUUAUUGAUCUUUCAUUGAUAUUUUUCAUUGAUUUACUCGUGUUCUUUGUACUGUUACGCUAGCAAGCAUAUAAUUUAAUUACUUUGGAUGUACCAGAGUCAUUAAAAAUCCACGAAUAACUGCGAUUCGUAAAGAAAUGCUAGUUCUGCAUUUCAGGUUGAUAUUUUAUUUUUAUAAAUUAUAAACGAUGACGUUAAUUUCCCGGCAUAUCCAAGAGUUGCCGCUUACGAAAUUAUUUUUAUAUAGCGCUAGUUACAAAGUGUUAUCUGUUUGUCAAAAUAUGUAUUUCUAUUUGUUUGCUGCUCUUCUUGCUGUGCUCUCUUUUUUUUCUUUUAUUUUGUCCACGACAAACGGCACGUUCUUUUUUGUUUUAGCUUUAAAUACAACUGUAUUGUACUCUAGAGUGUCGCGUGUUAAAAAUCUCUGGUACAUACAUAAGGUUUAAGAUUAAAUUAAUUGAACAUUGAGUGUGUUAAAAAGUCUCGACAAAUUUAUUCACGACAUCAAAUCGGACAUUUCGUUCGUGCGUCAAUGUUAUCUCUUUAUGGACUGGUGUAUAAUAAUGUCUAGCGAUAAAUAUACCGUUCGAACAUGUGCUAACUUCCUUUGGUUAGUUAAUGUGUAACGUGUAACAUAUUGAUUCACGUGUCAACGCGUGUUUUACGACGAGAAACUUGCUUGAAAUCAAGAUUACUAUACAAAAUACUAGCAGUUCUCUUGAAAAUGAUUGUUCUAGAGCCUACUAUCGCGCCUAACCGGCCUCGAGCAUCACCGGAUUUUAAUUACUAAGCAGUAGUUCCGUUUAGCUACCUCACUGCAUCUCAUUAGGCUAUUACGGACGAAAUUCUACACCGCGCGGAUAGAAUUUAGUUACAUUUUUAUAGCUUCAUUUGCGUUCGCUUUUGCGUUAUUUACGAGGGCGAGAUAACUGACCGCUCACUUUUCUGCAGAACGCAAUAUCUUUACGCGCGAAAAUUUUAUUUCUUCUUUUUCCA
Molecule: messenger RNA, 7442 nt
Organism: Ooceraea biroi (clonal raider ant)
Lineage: Eukaryota; Metazoa; Arthropoda; Insecta; Hymenoptera; Formicidae
Gene: CdGAPr
Product: GTPase-activating protein CdGAPr
Biological process (GO): small GTPase-mediated signal transduction
Molecular function (GO): GTPase activator activity; phosphatidylinositol binding; protein binding
Source: RefSeq, a predicted model, not a curated record